GUGAUUUGCACUAUGGAAGGGACGUCGGAAAUCGUCUGUCCAUCUCUAUCUGAUGGGUCGAUGGAAACGACGACAAACAUCCAACUCGACCCAGACACCUGUCAUCCCAUCACAACUUGUGGAGUCAGUAACACCUAGAUGGGACUAUUCUAAUGACUCGUAGUCCCAGCCUUUAUUCGAAUCGUGCGACAAGCCGGCCGAACGGCUAUCGACGAAGAUGCCAAGGCCGAUCCAUCGAGUAUGAACGAAACCGACGAAACCGAUUCGCGAGCCUGGGCCACUCUUCGAUGCCGCGCGCGGGAAGAAAACCUACGUCUCGGACGAGAGGAACAACGGAAAGGAGAAAAAUACAGAGAUGAGAGAAGAGGGUGAGGACAACAAGAGAUGUGCAAAGGCGAGGAAGUGGAAGCGGAAGAGAAGGGCUUGUAGUUAUUUUUGGG
Molecule: messenger RNA, 440 nt
Organism: Colletotrichum phormii
Lineage: Eukaryota; Fungi; Ascomycota; Sordariomycetes; Glomerellales; Glomerellaceae
Exons: 1
Coding region: 153-359 (68 amino acids)
Source: RefSeq, a predicted model, not a curated record